Esox lucius (northern pike) is the source of this 1920-nucleotide messenger RNA. RefSeq names its product serpin peptidase inhibitor, clade A (alpha-1 antiproteinase, antitrypsin), member 10a (gene serpina10a). The transcript is spliced from 6 exons. NCBI's taxonomy places the organism in Eukaryota, Metazoa, Chordata, Actinopteri, Esociformes, Esocidae. Gene Ontology annotation, biological process: blood coagulation; negative regulation of endopeptidase activity. The coding region runs from base 311 to 1489 and encodes 392 amino acids. The record is from RefSeq and is a predicted model, not a curated record. Gene Ontology annotation, molecular function: serine-type endopeptidase inhibitor activity.
CGUCGUCACACGUUGUCUUCUCCGGCCUUGUGAAUAAGACAAACAUCGCCAUCUAUUUGCUUGAGCGGUUAAUGCAUUUACAGAGAAGAUUGCAUUCUCGUGCGCUGUUAAACGAGAAUGUGCGUAAAUUGCGCCAUCUAGAAAAUAAUCCGUAAACAAGGAACACCCUCGUCAUUCUGGACGGUGCGAUUCUAAUAGAGGCGGUGGCCUAUAUGUAUUCAUUUAAAAAGGAAUAAAACGUCGAUGUUAUCCUGAUCAAGUUUCAGGCAGUGUUUGUUAUUGCAAAACUUAGAAAAGCAUAAGAGGAACCAUGAUGUGGAGAAUACUUCCUUUCCUGGCCGGUAACCUGCUCCUUGCCAUGCCUCUCCUGGCGCAGGAGCCUAGCGUUGCCGAGAUCCAGGACCUAAGUACCAGAAACGCAGACUUUGCAACCCGGCUGUACCGUGCCAUUGCUAGCACCACUGAUGACAAUGUCCUUUUUUCUCCCUUCACCAUGUCUCUUGGCCUGGCUGCAUUGAUGAGUGGUGCCAAAGGCUCUACACGCGAGCAGCUGCUGAAAGGCUUGAGUCUAAACGAUCAGGAGCCCCUAAGAAUCCCAGAAUUGUUCCAGAGUGUCCGGGAUAGCGUGACCAAGACUGGGUUCGUGGACCAGGCUAUCGGCAUAUUCCCCCGCCAGCAGUUUCAAGUGGAUUCGACCUACAAAGAUGUUGUGGAGACUAAGUAUGGGGGAAAGGUCCAGGGGCUGGACUACGGCGACUGGGCCACCAAAGAUACCGUUAACCAGUUUGCCAAGAUCUACACAAGGGAGAAGGUGAAGGAGGUGGUCAACACCAUCGACACCCAGUCCCAGAUGAUGCUAAUCACUGCCACCUUCUUUCAAGGCCAGUUUGCACUCGCCUUCAAUGCCAGCCUCACUCAGGACGUGCGCUUUUAUGUGAACAAGUACAACAUUGUCACAGUCCCAAUGAUGUUCCGUUCCGACAAGUACUACCUGGCAUAUGAUAACUCGCUCAAGCUUGGCAUCUUGAAGCUGCCAAUGACAGGCGGCGCUGCAAUGCUGGUGCUUUUACCUGACGAGGAUGUGGACUACACCUCUAUUGAGGAGGGGAUCACGGGUGAACGUUUUCAAGGCUGGCUUAAAAAGAUCAAGAAGACAAAAUUGGAGGUGCAACUGCCAAGAUUCAUGCUGGAGCAAUCGUAUUCCCUACAGAAGGUUUUGCCAGGCCUGGGAAUCAGUGAGGUCUUCCAGGAGAGUGCUGACUUCUCUGGCAUCAGUGGUGAAACAGGCCUGAGGCUCUCUGAGGUUGUGCAUAAAGCGGCCAUCACAGUGGACGAGACCAGCAGCACGGAGAAUACCCGUGAACCGAACAUCUUCAGUAGUCUACCUCCACGGCUCACCAUCAACCGGCCCUACCUCUUCCUUGUUUAUGACCAGUCCACCAGCAGCCUUCUCUUAAUGGGCAGGGUGACUGACCCAACCAAGAAGUGACUGUGACCCAAACCACUGUUUCAUAUACGACUUUGUGGUCAAGUAUUAACACGGUUUCAUCUUCUUAGCACCACUGAAGUUGUGGGGCACUGUGUAACAUACUGAAUUGUGUUGUCUGCAUGCAUUGUCCUUGAAAACACACAAGUUAGAUAGGGAUCUGUAUACAUCAAUUUAAGUGCUACUCAUGUUUUUUUUCUCUCUCCUAUUAUGCUUAUUUAGUUUAAAAGGCACUGAACUGCUUGCUGUACAACUCAAAGUAUUACAUUAGCAGUAUGUCAUACAGACCAACAGAAACUCUGGUCUUUUCCAAAACAAGAAGACUUUGGUUGUUGAGAAUUUUACUCUGAGUUUUAGUCUAGAGCUUAAUCAGUGUCCAUAAGAACCCACAACAAAAACAAAAUAAAUUGAGCAUUAACAUGUCAAAUAUUCAA